Messenger RNA from Planococcus citri (citrus mealybug), 1045 nucleotides. RefSeq names its product probable rRNA-processing protein EBP2 homolog. Gene Ontology annotation, cellular component: nucleolus; nuclear periphery; preribosome, large subunit precursor. Gene Ontology annotation, biological process: rRNA processing; ribosomal large subunit biogenesis. NCBI's taxonomy places the organism in Eukaryota, Metazoa, Arthropoda, Insecta, Hemiptera, Pseudococcidae. The transcript has 6 exons. Bases 133 to 966 code for a protein of 277 amino acids. The record is from RefSeq and is a predicted model, not a curated record.
UGUUUACAUUUUUCAGUUUUCACGCAUUGUUCAUUUUCGUUUAUGAUUUCUCAGCAAAUGUAAAUGAAAUAAUUUUCAAACUCAGUAUUCAAUUAUUUUAGCAUUAUUAGUUUUCUAUUUAUUUAAUAUUUUAUGGGUUUAAAAAGUCCUGAGCAUAUAACGGAUUACAUGAUGGACAGCAACGAAGAAGAUGAAGAUGAAAUGCUUCAAGAAUUAUUCUUAGCUGGUAAAUUGAAACCUGGUCUUAACAUUCCCGUUGAAAAGAAAAUCUUUGUGAACGAUGUCGAAAAAUUGAAAUCAAAACUGAACUCUAUCAAAACAGAUUUACCAUGGAUGGAAAGAUUUGAUAUCAUCAAUGAACAGGCUGAAUUAGCUCCAGAGUUGAGUGUUGAGUUGAAAGAGCAAGAAGAAUUCGUCAAAACAGGACGUUCUGAUAAUCUAGCAUUAAAUGAGUUUAAAAGAGAAACUAUGUUUCAUCGACAAGCUCAGUUGGCUGCUAUGGAAGGUUUAGCUCGAGUCAAAGCCCAAGGUAUACCUACCAUAAGACCGAAUGACUAUUUUGCAGAAAUGAUGAAAACCGACGAACAUAUGCAAAAAGUUAGGCAUUCGUUAUUGGAGAAACAAGCUGGUUUAGAACGUAGUGAAAAAGUUAAGAAAAUGAGAACAGAAAGAAAAUUAGCAAAGAAGAAACAAGUAGAGAGUACUUUACGUAAGCAAAAGGAUAAGCGCGAAUUAAUGGAAAAUAUCAAAAAAUACCGAAAAGGAAUGCGAACUGAUCUUGAUUUCCUGGAGAAUAAAUCGCAACAAGAUAAUCCUUCGAGAAAGGUGAAUAAAAAACGACAGAUGAAAAACGAAAAAUUUGGCUUCGGCGGUAAGAAAGGCAAGUUCAAGAAUAAUAACAUCGAUAGUAAACCAAAAAAUAAACGACCAGGAAAAUCAAGAAGAAAUAAAAUGAAGAAAAAGUAAUUACCAUUUUCCUAUCCGAUGUUUGUUUGAUUGUCAAAUGGCAAUAUAGUAAUUGUUAUAAAUUUCAUCCAUUUUUAAA